This is a messenger RNA of Hyposmocoma kahamanoa, 3147 nucleotides long. RefSeq lists its product as uncharacterized. The record is from RefSeq and is a predicted model, not a curated record. NCBI's taxonomy places the organism in Eukaryota, Metazoa, Arthropoda, Insecta, Lepidoptera, Cosmopterigidae. Bases 194 to 1036 code for a protein of 280 amino acids. The transcript is spliced from 5 exons. Gene Ontology annotation, molecular function: acyltransferase activity, transferring groups other than amino-acyl groups.
GGCCACUCCGCCGGCAAACCGACCUCGAGGUACACGCGCGCCCAUCGCUCGCAACGCCAAGCAACGCCGGCCCCUCGCGGCCAGGAGCCCUCCAGGCGCCUCUAACUGCCUAUUUAACUCCACUCAAUCCACCAGCGAGGGCAAAGCGCCACGGACGCCGGCGUUUGCACACUAGGCUCGCCGGACAAAAGAGAUGGAAAUCGUGCCUGAGGGGAAAAACUUUCGAUUGGUAACAGAAGACGAGCUCCCAGCUGUGGCCGAUUUCUUAGUGCAGUAUAUGCCUGAAUCUCUAAAAUUUCAUCAGACGAUUCAAACAUAUCUAAACAACAAGGUGUGGGACUUCCAUUUUUAUGUAGCGAAAAAUUGGCCGGAGGAUCCGAUUUGCGUGCACUUUCCUGGCUGUACUAGUACGCCAAACAAACUCCCCUACGAAAGUGUGACGGCGUUCUGUCCUUCCGAGCGCGCGGAACUAAUUGACCUGCUGACCUCAGAGGACGUUCUCCUAGACUUGACACAGCCUUUGUACCUGAACUUUACCCAUGAGGCAAUUGUCAAUCGCUUCGAAAAGCGCUAUGAAGCACAUGACAAAAUCACUGGUGACGUUUACGUGUGCGAGAACCCUCCUACGACGGACUCGGAUGAACUGCCACCGGACGUGGAGUUAGUUCGUUUGCAGCCAGAACACAUGAAAGCGGUGCACGACUUGUACCCCGCGAGCGACAUCGAAUGCCGCGAAGUCUUCGAGAAGCUUGUAGCUGAGCUGCCUGCAUACGGUAUAUUUGUGGAGGGCCAACUCGCUGCCUGGAUGGUCCAGUCCUACUACGGCGCUAUGUUCUCCAUGCAAACGCGCCCCGAGUUCCGCAGGAAAGGCUACGGCAUCUAUCUCGCCCGCAAACUCACCAAGGAAGUCGCCCAGCGAGGCUACAAACCCUUUGUCGUGAUUCGUCCGGAAAACGAUGCGUCCCGUUCCCUAUACACGAAACUCGGCUUCGAGAAACGUUUUCGAACGGUGCGUGCCGUUUUGCGCCCCCGCUAAAAGCGUAAGAGUUGAUCACUAGCAGAUUUUAUUUUUUUAAGACUUUUGAAAAAAUCUAUUUAGCUUGCGAUCUUUGAUCGCUUAGAAACUUUAGUAGUAAUAGCUUUAAGAUUAGAGCGGCUGGUGCUCUCGGUCUGCCUUAUCUCGUCGAAUCGAAUAACUCUAGCUCUGAGUUUGACGCAAUACUCAUGGUUCUGGCCUCUUUGCUAUUAGCUUUUUCAAAUUCCUAGUAAUUUCAAAUCUUUAAACGAUGACAACGAAUGCUUUCUUGACGAGUGUAUGGUCCUUGAAAUAUGUCCAAGAGUUUCUAAAAAAAUGUUUGCUAGUUGCCGCCUCUAUCUAAGCUUUGUAAGGAGAUUCGAGAGCUUUAGCCGUUUGCGGCGUGUUUUGGCGCUAGCCUAGUUACUGAUCUCAACGAUUCUUGGGGAUGUCUUAUCGAGAAACACUUGCUAGUGUUAGUAAUUUCUUAAUUCUUGAUUUCUUCGCUAAUCAAAAUGCGAAGAUUUAUAGCGAGGCGAAUAAGGUACCUUCAAGUGACAGGUUCUUUCAACUCGAGUGUUACUUGAUGUAGAGCCCCAAUUUCAUUUAGGCGAACGCUUCAUAACCACUCGUUGACCGAGCGGGGACUGUUCUGUCUCAUGGUUUAUAAAAUUUUGGGACCCGUUAUGAUCUCGAUGUGUGAUAAAACAUUAGCAUAGGUACUUAAUUUACCUGUUAAUGCAAACAUGAGAAAGAAAGGUUGCCGACAUUCCCCAAAAUUUGCACAACCGUCAAAUUAACUAGCACCAUUAUUAUUAAUAACAAGUUAUGAUGAUGAAUGGAGUAAUAUUUGAAACAUGUGAAAAUAUGAACGAAAAUUAAGUAGAAUUACUUAUGUAUAAUUUGUGUUUCAAAGCACUAUAAGUACAACAAAAACAUGCGUAAAGUACCUAUUUUUAAAGCAGUCGGAGUGAUAUGAUCUUAAAAACAAGCCUUACUAUACUUUCAUUUCCUAUUUAGUAGAAAAAUAUCUUGUCCGAUAGUUAGGUAGGUGCUAAAACAAAUUUUUAUUUAUCACAAGCAUCCAAAACAGAUUUAAAACAAUUAACAUUGUUGGGAUAUAAUGUGAAAAUCAUUUAAAAUUUGAUACGAAAAAAGUAGAUAGGUAGGUAUUUUAUUACGGGAAUGUAUUUUACAAGUAAUAUUGUACGUAUUGUAUUGGAAAAGUUUGCUAUUAAUAUUGUACCCGAUAAAAAGGUUAGAGGUGUUAAUUUACUAACUACGCUAUUAUUGGAUCUAUAACAAUGUGUGAUACUAUUAAUUCUUGUCUAAGUAAUAUAUAUAAAUAUUAUUCUUUUUUUAUUUUUCUAGACACAAGUUCUGUAACCAACUUACACAAACUGUGAUUAUAAUUUUCAGAAUGUUAAGUAUGAUUUUUUAAGAGCACAGGGCUAGUGUAGACUUUUUUUGUUUUAUUGUAAAAGAAGACAUCGUAAACAUUGUUGAGAUUGAUUAAUUAUAAAUUUUGCUCAAUACAAGAGCUUCCACGAACAUUUGUCAAAAUUUUACUUUGUAUAAAUUAUUGCCAAAUUACCUAUGAUUGUUCUUGUGUAUUUCAUUUUGUUUGAAGAACUUUGUGCUUGUCUUAAAUCUAACAAUUUGGUAUCCAUCAGAAUUUAGGAUAGUGGACAAUUUAAUAUUCUAUAAACUAUUGGGUCACCCUAUUCGAUUUCGAAUUUGCAGCUAUUGAAAUAUUGUCAUUGGUACAAAUAUUUAAUAAAAACCAACAGAUAAUUUUAGGAAAGACAAGACCAAUAGAUGUUGAUUCGAAACCCACCGUCAUUACAUGCAAUCAUGCUAAAAGCUUCCCUACUAAAAAGUAGGUACAUGUCGAGUAAGUAGUUCAAGAAUUUAUUGAAAUUAUUAAUUGUAAGAACAUUUUUUCUGAACACUAUCCACCUAUCCUUAUCUUAAACUUUAAUAAAAUUAAAAGGACACCGUUUCCGUCCUUACGAACCAGCAGAAAAAUUGUAAAGCGGUAUAUUUUGUGACUCCCGCAAAACAAAGAUUGUAGUGUCCAUUCUGUAUUGUUUAUCACUAACCUACCUUGCAAAGGUUUGACAAAAGAAUUA